Molecule: messenger RNA, 567 nt
Organism: Mercurialis annua (annual mercury)
Lineage: Eukaryota; Viridiplantae; Streptophyta; Magnoliopsida; Malpighiales; Euphorbiaceae
Product: putative RING-H2 finger protein ATL71
Exons: 3
Coding region: 1-567 (188 amino acids)
Source: RefSeq, a predicted model, not a curated record
AUGAAUAGUUCUAAUCAGUCGUCAGGCGGUAGUCUUGCAUUGGCUAUUGGGUUAUGUUUAGCUGUUAUACUGGUAAUCAUUAUCUUGAGUUUAGUUUCAUAUUAUUUCUGCAAUCGCUCCUCCUCCGUCGUCACUCACCGCACCGGCAACACGGCCCCACCAGCCAGCUCUAUCAACGAUCAAGAUUCGAUAAAUAGUAUUGUCGAAGAUACUCUUAUCGGUACAUGUCCUAAGUUGCUUUACUCGCAAGUAAAGUGCUUAAAAGGUGAGGCAUCGGUAGGCUCAUGUUGCUCUAUAUGCUUGGGGGAUUAUAAAGAUAAUGACAUGUUAAGGUUGUUGCCUAAGUGCAGUCAUUUAUUUCAUUUCAAGUGUCUGGAUUCCUGGUUAAGGCUGCAUCCUACAUGUCCUAUUUGCCGCAAUUCGUCCUUCUUUUCUUCUCUCGCCGAGGAGAUAACUACUACUGAUGCUCAUGGGCAAAAUUAUCUUGCUCUUUCGGUGUACAAAAUUCUAGAUUGCAUACAAUUAAUUAUACCUAAACUUCACAGAAUAUUUGAAACUAACACUUAA